AUUUGUCAUCUGCAGGCAGAGAAGGAAGGGAUUUAGUGGUUGGUGUGCGUUGUAAUGAAUGAGUCACCCGGAAAUAUGAACGUAGACCUUGUAUGGGUGCCUUCCAUAUUAUUCCGAUCAUACUACCCACAAGCAAGAAGGUUCGAGCGAGCAGAGCAGAGCCGUGCCAUCUGUACAACUGGCCGCUGGCCUGACGACCGGUUCGUUACGUGCCGGAGAAGUGCUGUUAUUUGAUGCAUGACCACCACAAGGCGUCAAAAUCUGUAUAUUGUCAUGCAGCAGAAGCCGAAGCAUGUAUUGCAAACCAACUUGUGUGAAGAAUCUACACAGAUCACAGGUCCUACAGUUGCCCGACCAUCCUCUGAAAUUAGACCGACCGUCUUAUAAUACUCGACUGGCUGGCCGGCAGGUAUUUCCCUUUUUUGCUCUCUGACUGACUGACAUACCACCUGUCAGAUUAUGGCUUUUCCAUUCUUACCUAAGGCUGGUCCAAACUCGAACGGGAGUUUGUUUUGGCACCGGCGCACGACUCUCCCUCUCCCGGGACUUUGCUGCUAGUGAGAGCGUAGCUCGCUCAGACCUCCAAUCACACGUAGCUGUACCAGUACUGGUACGUACUAGUACAGUAGUCGUAUAAACACAGGCCCCCCAGGUCCCGCUACGGUCCAACAUGCCCCAGUUGUUUUCAAGCAGGUGGAGGAUGAGGACGAGGAGGAAAUACCAAACGAAGAAUCUCGUGUUGUCGACAUAUCCGCCCAGUAAUCAGAGAUGCAUCAUCCUAAUCCACUUCUCGGGUUCUGAAGUUGUCAUCGACUUUUCUUCUCAGGUCGGAAAUUGCAAAUCUGUCUGCCUUUCUCUGACUCCCGGAGCAAAAUGUACGCGCGCAUGCUUUUCUGGCCGAGAGAGAGGGGAUUGAGAUCGUUUCAGUGGAGUAAACAGAGCCCUGUUAGCAUGAUGAUGAUGAUAUUGUUGUUGAUGAUGAUGGAGGAGCUGAAGAAGAGCGAGAUCGAGCCAAUAGCGUCAGACGUCACGAAAGCUCCUUCGAGGAGGAGGCGGUCACGACUCACAAGAGUUUCUCAGCGCGACCGUAGUGCGCAUGCAUGCCUCCCCCUCUCUCUCUCUCUCUCUCUCUCUCCCUCUCCCUUCGUCAGGCCGUGCGUCGAGAUUCCAAAGGCCGGAACUUUAUCCGCGGGGCUGGGCUCGCCUCGAAGGGGCCGAGAGAAUCUACCAGACAUGGAAAAUUCUGCAAUCUCACGUAAAAAGGGGUCAAAGCAGAGCAUCGCCUCGGAACGGAUCCGUGAAGGAAGCGAGCGGCAGGCAGAGGCGAGCAUGCCUGGGACAUCGGGGCCGGGGUUGGGGUGGAGUGUUGACCCUGAUCAGAGUAGGACUCUUUGACUUUCCUAGAUCCAUAACGACGACUGGACUCGGUCAAUCGCUUGACCCGAGGGGCGACGAGAUCCUUUGACGGUGCACGUACACUGGCUUCGGAAUGAUGGCAAAUGGGCUGCCCGCGACCACUGACAACUGCUGCUGCUGCUGCUGCUUCUUCUCCUUCUUCUUCCGCAACGGCCAAUGUCGAGCUCUCGUCUUCAAGAAAGAUCGAGCAAUCGUCCGCGUUCUGAGUGCUGAUGCUUUGUUCCCCUGGUCACCUGAUGGACCGAAUAUCAUGCAUGGAUCUGGGCUCGAUCCGGCUUUUGCGUGCAGAGCUCCGGAGUACAGGUGAUAAUUAUGGAUAGAAAAUGAUAUCAUAGUUUUCCAGCUUGUGAUUGAUCGGAGUCCAGAUUACACGCGGCGAGAGGCAACUAAUCAUAGCAGCAGUAGCGUGGAUAGAAAACUCUUGUACAGCACGCAGAUCUCGGAGAAUAUCCCUUACAUCAGCUCUGAUACAACAAUCUCUCUCUCUGAUAACGAGGGAAUUAUGAAUCGACGAGAGAUCAGGCGCGCCCUCGCCCAUUGCCCCGCCAGAUCGGCGGAGGACAGCGCUCGAGGCGGGAAAUCGAAGGCACAGCUUCCAUCUCUGCUACGUUCGCACCUCCUUCUCAGAUUGCGUGUAUGUUUCGAGGGUGCCAGCGGGAGUGCAGACAAGGAUCCUUCGAAUAUCUGGAGCCGAUCUACGCUUCACGAGACGAAUCAUGUGGAACUUUGGCUUGCGUACAUACACUUCUCGGUUGGGAAUCGAGAUGCAAACUGAACGAUAUAUUCCGAAUCGCUGCUGACAACUAUCAUGCUGCACAUCACCAUGUGUUCUGUUAUACCACAACGAACCUGGUUCUCUCUACAGAGAUACUUCGCAUUCUUUAAUGAACAAUCUGAUGUGAUCCACUUCUGUGUAGAUAAGCAUUUAUAAUCUUUAUGUUUUCCUUCUUUCCAAUGUCAGUAAGUUUUCAG
Messenger RNA from Marchantia polymorpha subsp. ruderalis, 2388 nucleotides. NCBI's taxonomy places the organism in Eukaryota, Viridiplantae, Streptophyta, Marchantiopsida, Marchantiales, Marchantiaceae. The record is from the annotation of a GenBank genome assembly.